Molecule: messenger RNA, 2083 nt
Organism: Diabrotica virgifera virgifera (western corn rootworm)
Lineage: Eukaryota; Metazoa; Arthropoda; Insecta; Coleoptera; Chrysomelidae
Exons: 2
Coding region: 270-1712 (480 amino acids)
Molecular function (GO): nucleic acid binding
Source: RefSeq, a predicted model, not a curated record
GUUUGUUUUUUUACCAAGAGGAGUGAUUCAAAUUUACCGCGCCGUAAUGCUUGUUUCUAAUUGGUCCAACGGCAGGCGAGUUUACUCCACUAAAUUAUGACAUUGACAUUUCUCAAAUUGACACUAUUAUUUAAAAUUCAAAAAUUAUAUCGAGUUUUUGUGUUUUUGCGUUAUUCCUAUAAUUUUUUGAUUUUUCGUCUGCAUUUAUAUAAAAAAACAGUUCUUUUUAGAACUAUUUAGCGUCAUAUUAGUGUCAUUACGAUAAAAAUAUGGAUUCAAUGCCGAGUACUAGUGGUAAUUGCCCUUCUCCACCUAAAAAACGCGGAGUGAAUUUGGGUAGACAUUUAUCAUCAAAUGAAAAACAAUUCAUUAUAAAUAUGUACAAACAAAUAAAAAUUGAUGAUCCUGGAAUGAAAAUAACAGCCAUGGUAGCAAAAAUAAAGCAGGCAACAGGUAAGUUUUUCAGAAUACCGAUUGUUAAAAUCAAAGACUUACUAAGUAAUGUUCUAAUUUUAGGUGUUGCGAAUUCAACGAUUUAUAGAACCAUUAAGGAAUAUAAGCAAACUGGAACUGUAAGAUGUCCUAAAAAUAUUAGCGGUAGACCUGCUGUACUUUCAAGAUAUGACGAAAAAGUUAAAACAUCUGUACGACAGAUAGUACACAGCUUCUUUUUCAAGAACGAAAUGCCCACUUUAAAUAAAAUUUUAAGUGAAUUUAACAACCGCCCAGAUCUUCCAAACAUGUGUCGUUCAACAUUAUAUAAAUUCUUGAAGCAAAUAAAUUUUAAGUACUUGAAGAGAAGUCGAAGAAGUCAUCUUAUCGAACGUGAUGAUAUCAUAAGAUGGAGACGUCGUUACCUAACUUCUAUAAAAGAAUACAGAAGUCAAGGUAAACCAAUUUAUUACCUUGACGAAACAUGGGUAAAUGAAGGUCACACCAAAGAGAAAGUGUGGGUAGACACCGAUAUAAAAAACCGUAGACAGGCUUUUAUUGAGGGGUUGUCUACUGGUUUGAAAAAUCCAUCAGGAAAAGGAAAACGCCUCAUAGUUUUACAUAUUGGAUCAGAGUUAGGUUUUGUUAAUGAAGGACUUUUACUUUUUGAGGGAAGAAAGACAGAAGAUUACCAUGAAGAAAUGAAUGCAUCUGUUUUCGAAAAUUGGUUUAGUAAUAUCCUGCAAAAAUUACCAAAAAACGCUGUUAUUGUAAUGGAUAAUGCAGCAUACCACAGCCGAAAAUUAGAAAAAAUUCCGACAACAUCAUCAAAAAAGAAAGACAUGCAGGAAUGGUUAAAAGUAAAAAAUAUUCCUUUCAAUUUGGAGAUGGUUAGGUCAGAAUUAUUACACCUGAUACGAUUAAAUAAAAAUGAGUAUAAUAUGUAUGUAACUGAUGAGAUGGCUAAAGAAAAUGGUCAAAUUGUACUGCGGUUGCCUCCAUAUCAUUGUGAGUUGAAUCCCAUUGAGAAAAUUUGGGCUCAAGUGAAAAAUGAAGUGGCAUUAAAAAACACAACAUAUAAACUGAAAGAAGUAAAAAAUCUACUGUUACAAGCUCUGGACAAUGUAACUCCAACACAUUGGCAAAAUUGUGUUAAGCACAUCCUGAAAGUAGAGGAAAAAAUGUGUAAACUAGAUGGUAUCAUGGAUAGUGUCAUAGAACCACUAAUAAUUUCAAUUGGCAAUGAUGACAGUGACACCAGUUCCUCAGAAGAUGAAUAAUUGUAUGUUCAAUACAAUUUAUUCAUCUUCUCAGGAACUUCGCUUCAAUGUAAUUUUGAUUUAUUUGAAUUUUAACCACAAUUUAAGUUUAAAGUUAAAUUUAUUUGAGAUUUAAAUUUUUAAAAACAAAUCACAUGGUAUGAUUUUUUUGAUGGAUAUUCUUAAGUUGAUUUUAUGUUUUCGAAUGAACUAUCUUUCAAUAAAGUCGUCCCAGGAACGCAACUCAUAGAUAAGUAUUGGCAACAUCGUUUAUUUAAAGUUAUUCACUUUAAAAUGGAUAAUAUAAUGUCUGAACUGAGGCCAUGAGAGGCCUAACUGAUAUUUAAAUUACUUUACAUAAUCAAAGAAAAUGAUCAGAAGCUAACAAUGUU